This is a messenger RNA of Conger conger (European conger), 4276 nucleotides long. RefSeq names its product AF4/FMR2 family, member 1 (gene aff1). The transcript is spliced from 19 exons. Gene Ontology annotation, biological process: regulation of gene expression. The record is from RefSeq and is a predicted model, not a curated record. Bases 221 to 3586 code for a protein of 1121 amino acids. Lineage: Eukaryota; Metazoa; Chordata; Actinopteri; Anguilliformes; Congridae. Gene Ontology annotation, cellular component: super elongation complex; nucleus.
CGGAACCCCGGAUGGAUGUCUGAAUAGAACACCCCUCUCUGUCCUAGGAUUGAGAUCAAGAACCUACAAAAAGUAGCGACCUAUGUGAGAUCAAAAAUAGUUUGCAAUGAGGACGUACUUAUUUAAUUUGAUAUUCGUCUCAGAAACGAUGUGAUAACAGAAAGGGCCAUCUUUAAACGGACUGUCAGAAGCCCAUGGCAAGCAGCUGUAAAUUUCGUUUAUGAAGCGUACCAUGGCUGCUCGAUCAAGCCACCAUGAAGACCGAAAUCUGCAGCGCCUCCGGGAACGUGAGAGGAGGAACCAGGAGGCCCACCAGGAGAAGGAGUUCUACCUGAAGAUCACCCCCCUCUUUGGGGAGCCCUACAAGACAAAUAAAGGCGAUGAGCUGUCCAGUCGAAUCCAGAGGAUGCUGGGUAACUACGAGGAGGUGAAGGAGCUGAUCGGGAACAACCCCCACCAGACCCUGUUCGGCCGGCUCAAGACCCUUCCUCCGCCCGGGUCCUACAGCAGGCCCGGCCGACCCCCGCACGCGGACGGUACGCAAGCCCCAUUCCAGAACCCCCCCCGCCCGGACCUUCCCAGCGCCGCCUCCGCCCCGGCCCCGAAGAAGCAGUCGGGCCUGGGGUACGACCCGCUCCCGCCCGGCCGCAGCCCGUCCCCGUCCGACCGUCCCGGGAGCCCCGGCCCCCGCCGGGAGAGGAGCCAGGCGUGGCCGGACAUGGAGGAGGAGGAGGAGGGCGGAGGCAGCCCUCCCCCCGUCCUGCCCACCCUCUCCCCGCCGACUGAACCCCUGUCCCCCCUACAUUCCAGCAAUAACAGUGAUUCUGAGCCCCAGGAACCCGACGACGCGGACUCCCCCCGCGGCGACGGGGGCGCGCCCCGCCCGGAGGCCCAGGACGUCCCCCCUCUGCCCAAUGAGGGCCCCCCGCUCCCGUCUCUGACCUUCCCCCCGCCCCUGCCCUCCAAGCCCAACCUCGUCAUGCCCCAGAAGCCCACUGCCUACGUCAGGCCCCUGGACGGCCAGGACCAGGUGCCCAGCGAGUCCCCGGACCUUAAGCCCUCCCCCGAGGGCUUCCAUGGGCAGUCCUACGAAAGCCUCCCUGACCUGAAGAGCAACAACAAGCCCAGUCUGUCCAAGCUGAAGAUGCCACCCCAGCCUAUUGAGGCUUUGUCAAAUGAAGCCCACUGUGUGGAGGAAAUUCUGAGGGAAAUGACCCACUCUUGGCCGCCCCCGUUGACGGCCAUUCACACGCCUAGCACUACGGAGCCCUCCAAAUUCUCCUUCCCCUCUAAGGAAACGCAGCACGUUCAUUCGAGCCUUUCAGGACAAAGAUGCUACGGAUCGUCUCCGAAGGUGCCACAGCCGACCGGCCCGCAGGGAUCCUCGACGGUCCAGAGCACCAACGCCGUGUCGGCAAAUUCCAGCGGGGGCGAGUCCGGCACCUCCAGCGAAUCAGAGAGCACCUCCGGGUCGGAGUCGGACAGCGAGAGCGGGGGGAGCACCAACGCGGAAGUGCCCCCCCCCCACGGGAACGAGCCCCCACCACCCACGACUGAUGAUGCACCGACAGAAAAUAAGUGGCACCUACAUAACUGGAUAAAAAUCAACCAGCCGCACUCGAAUGCAGACAGCCAGGUUGACAGGGGACCGGUUCUCAGCCCGGUUCCCAAGCAACCGCAUGAGGAGGAAGUGGAAGCCAGUCCCGCAAAGAACUACAAAUCCCAGACCCCCACGCUUCCACCCAAGUUCAGUGACAAUGAGGCCAAGCCAGUGCAGGAAGGUUUGCACGGCCAGCUGGGCUGCCGCAAGUCCCCCACACGCGCUGACAGCCGGGCCCAAAGAAAGACUGUGGGUAGCAAGCACCCCUCCAAGGCGGCCAUGGCUCCUCGGACCGAGGAGACCAAGCCGGGCCUGAGGGUGGAGAGCGUGGAGGUGGCGCCCCGCGACGCGGACCGUACGUUCACAGAGAGGCCGAAGGUCAAAACGAAACCCGGGCGCGAGAAGGCCGGCUCCAAGACCAACGGCAAGAAGUCCGGCAAGCGCGGCUCUUCCGGCGGGAAGAAGGCCAAGGAAUCGGCGCCCGAGGAGGAGCCGGCGGCCGUCGCCGCGGCACCCAGUCCGGGGCGUGUUCGCCCGCCGCCGGCCCUGCCCGUCUCUCACGCCGUCGGGUCGGAGAAGUCUGCGGAGAAGAGGCGGAGGAAACCCCGGGCGCAGUCUCCCGCGGGCGAGGGGAAGCGUCGCACGUCGAGGAAGGGGGAGCCGAGCCGGCCCGGCGCCCUGGUGGUGAAGGUCAAGCUCAGCUUGCUCUCCCGCGUCCCGCAGCUCCAGGCCCAGACGGCGGAGCCUGCCGGCGCCCCCCAGGACCCCGCGGACGGGAAGAGGCCCGAGGCGGAGAGGGGAGACGGCGGGAAGGCCCCCUCCUCCCAAACCUGCCGAAAGAGAGAAGCUGAGAAGGAGGGACAAACUCUCCCCAGAAAAUGGCCAAAACUGGACAAAGAAGCCAAGCCUACCAGCACCAAUCAGAGUUCCAGAAAAAACAAGGUACCCAACGGCACGGGGAAGGAGCGGGAGAAGAAGAAGAAGGAGAAGAAGAGUCAGCCGCUCGCUCAGGACCUCCCCAAGGCGCCGGGACACAAGCGCCGCACCGCGGAGGCCGCGGAGGCCAGCAAGUCCCGGGACGGCAGGCAGACCGGCAAGCACAAGAAGAGCUCCGCCAAAUGCCCCGACCGCCCCAAAACUGGCAAGAAAGCUCCGAAAGGCAGCUUCGCGUUUCCUGUUCCUGUCCAGCCCGCCGAAGGCCCCGCUCCCUCUCGGCCGCUCCUCAAAUUUGAAGACCGGCAGUAUCCUGUUGAGUAUCACAUGAAGGAAGCCAAAAAGCUGAAGCACAAAGCAGAUGCCAACUCCGAUAAGGUCGGUAAAGCUUUCGACUACCUGGAUGCAGCCAUGUCCUUCGUUGAGAGUGGGAUCGCCAUGGAAACCGACCCUCAGACCCCAAAGUCGGCGUAUACCAUGUUCUCCGAGACGAUGGAUCUGAUCAGGUUCAUUCUGAAGCUGAAGAACUCUAUAGAUCCAUCUUCCCCAGCAUCUGACAAAGACUUUGUGGUGUUAUGUAUGCGAUGCCAGUCCCUGUUGCAGAUGGCCAUGUUUCGCUACAAACGAGAAACGGCACUUAAAUACUCCAGAACAUUAUCAGAACAUUUCAAGAAUUCCUCGAGGUCAGUGCGAGCCCCUUCGCCCUGCGUUUCAAAAAGCACGGGCACACCUUCCCCCAUGUCGCCGAUGCCGUCCCCGGCCGGCUCAGCCAGCUCUGGGCUGGGAUCCAGCCACGGCGCUGCUGGUGGCACGGUGGUGAUCCCCCAGGUGGUUCAGCAGAUGGCCUCGUCCUACGUCAACAUCACCGCUCUCUUCCUCAGCGCACACGACACCUGGGAGCAGACCGAGGCCCUCGCCCAGGGAGGCAGCGGCGUGCUGCCUGAGCUGGACUUUGCUCUGGGACCUUUGAGCCUGGCCUCCAGCAUGAGCCUGCUGGUGCGUCACACCCGGCAGGGCCUGCACUGGCUGAGACUGGACUCCAAUGUGGCGUAGCAUCCGGCCUGCUGACGGCCCUGAGCAGGGCCUCCAUCCCUGUCCUUUCCUCCUUCUGUUUAAUUAUUAUCUCCCUGGCUGCCCCAAGAUAACAUGCAACCUGCCCCAUUCGCACUUUGUCCAUAUAGAAAACAAGCCCACUCUCGGGUUGUUGCCCACCUGCAGAGUGAUAGGGAUGAGGUGUUUUCUGUGCCAAAAAGAAACGCCGGGUCCACGAUAACAGAGCGGUCCUCGUGCGUUCUCCUUCCAUCCACAAGUUCUCGCGUUAGGUGGAACCUCCCUUCAGUGGGGGGGAUGAUUGUGAUUGGCCCUCAGAGGGGCCCUGGGGCCACAGGCAGGGUGGAUGCUGCCUGCACGGCUGGCAUCGUCUCCCGCAAGCAGAACACACGGCUCCCCACAGCACAGCCUCUGUACAGCUGGUUCCCCCUGUAUAAGGGCCUUUCUACAGCUGGUUCCCCCUGUAUAAGGGCCUCUCUCUCUACAGCUGGUUCCCCCUGUAUAAGGGCCUUUCUACAGCUGGUUCCCCCUGUAUAAGGGCCUCUCUCUCUACAGCUGGUUCCCCCUGUAUAAGAGCCUCUCUCUCUAUAGCUGGUUCCCCCUGUAUAAGAGCCUCUCUACAGCUGGUUCCCCCUGUAUAAGGGCAUCUCUCUACAGCUGGUUCCCCCUGUAUAAGGGCCUCUCUCUACAGCU